UGAAGCUCUUUAGUUCAGAAUAACGAGGGUAAGUGUGAGCCAACAUGGCGUCCAAACGGUGCAGUUUCAUGAUAGUGGUUUGCCACGACGACGUAUAAUCCGAGAUUUCGAAAGUUGCAUCAAAAUAUACAAAGCUGUUGGUGUGUGUACAGCAUGGUGAGGGUGGUGUUUCUCCAUCCAGACCUGGGUAUUGGUGGAGCUGAGCGACUGGUGGUUGACGCGGCUGUAGCCCUGAAGUCUCGGGGUUGCAAUGUCCAGAUCUGGACAGCCCAUUAUGACCCAGCACACUGCUUCUGUGAAACCUUGGACCCAGACCUGGAAGUGGUAUGCGUGGGUGACUGGCUGCCCACUAAUGUGUUUGGCUGCCUGCGUGCCCUAUGUGCCUACCUGAGGAUGAUCUAUGUGGCUUUGUAUCUGGUAUUCUUCAGUGGGGUGGAGUAUGAUGUUGUCUUUUGUGACCAGGUGUCUGUGUGCAUCCCGGUGCUGAGGCUGUCUCGUCACAAGAAGAAGGUUCUGUUCUACUGCCACUUCCCAGAUCAGCUGCUGACUCAGAGGAAGUCUGCGCUGAAGAAGCUUUACCGGGCUCCCAUCGACUGGCUUGAGGAACGCACAACUGGCAUGGCUGAUAUGAUUCUGGUAAACAGCCAGUUCACUGCAGGCGUCUUCAAAGAGACCUUUCGUAGUUUAGAAGGACUUCAGCCAGACGUUCUCUAUCCAUCCCUCAACACAACCACCUUUGACCAGCCUUCUUCUGAUGCACAGGGCCUUGGAGGGCUAGUCCCUGAGGGAACCUCUUGCCUUUUUCUCUCUUUGAACAGAUACGAACAAAAGAAGAAUCUGGGCCUGGCUCUGCAGGCGCUGGCAGUCCUAAGGAGCAGCCUACCUUCAGACCAAAGAGCAAACAUUCACCUGGUGGUGGCAGGGGGCUAUGACGAAAGAGUUACAGAGAACAUCCAGCAUUAUGCUGAGCUAAAAGAUCUGGCAGCACAGCUCCGCAUAGAGGAUGUCGUUACAUUCUUGCGUUCCCCCUCUGAUUCUGUGAAAGUGGCUCUGCUGCGAGACAGCACAGCGGUACUGUACACCCCAAGCAGAGAGCAUUUUGGGAUAGUUCCCAUAGAGGCCAUGUACUGCUGUUGCCCUGUAAUUGCAGUGAACUCUGGGGGCCCACUGGAGAGCGUAGCAGAUGGAGAGACAGGCUUCCUGUGUGAUCCAACAGCAGAGGCCUUCUCUCAGGCCAUGGAGAGGCUUGUCAAGGAGCCCAAACUGUGCAGGGACAUGGGACAAGCUGGGAAGAGGAGGGUACAAGAAAAGUUUUCUCUUCAGGCUUUCUCAGACCAGCUACAUGGGUACAUUGUUCAGCUGAGUCAGUAAUGAAAGGCAAGAGACAGAAGAAGACAUCUAAACAUUAUGGUCUACUGAACUACACAUACACACAUACAGUUUAGUCUGUUCAGGCAGAAAGAAAGAUGAAAACAGAAUCGAGAGCUCUAACUAUUAAUCACUUUAUUUAAUUGCCAACUAUUUUGGUAAUUAAAUU
Molecule: messenger RNA, 1537 nt
Organism: Thalassophryne amazonica
Lineage: Eukaryota; Metazoa; Chordata; Actinopteri; Batrachoidiformes; Batrachoididae
Gene: alg2
Product: ALG2 alpha-1,3/1,6-mannosyltransferase
Exons: 5
Coding region: 154-1371 (405 amino acids)
Molecular function (GO): GDP-Man:Man(1)GlcNAc(2)-PP-Dol alpha-1,3-mannosyltransferase activity; alpha-1,3-mannosyltransferase activity
Source: RefSeq, a predicted model, not a curated record